Molecule: messenger RNA, 1596 nt
Organism: Sorex fumeus (smoky shrew)
Lineage: Eukaryota; Metazoa; Chordata; Mammalia; Eulipotyphla; Soricidae
Product: zinc finger protein OZF-like
Exons: 1
Coding region: 124-1596 (490 amino acids)
Biological process (GO): regulation of transcription by RNA polymerase II
Molecular function (GO): RNA polymerase II cis-regulatory region sequence-specific DNA binding; DNA-binding transcription factor activity
Source: RefSeq, a predicted model, not a curated record
UCCUCUGAGGGUGAUGGGAAGGAAGAGAGUGACCAUGUUCCAAAGAAGCCCGCCCCUGCAAGAAGCUCCUCGCAGUCUAUUCUGCACAGACCUCAAGCCCAAACCCCCGCAGUGGUGCAGCCCAUGGACUGUGGGAGAGGAGCACUGUUUAUAGUGAGUCCUUCAGACCGACAGGCCCACAAGCAAAUUCACUAUGGACUGAACCCAUCCAAGUGUCAGAAUUGUGGGGGAGCCUUCCCGUGUUCUCGGCACCCUGAUAUUUCUUUAGAAACCCACCGUGGACAGAAAUUCCUGGAAUGUCAGCAGCAAGGACAAAAGUUGAGUCAAGGGUUACCCCAUUGGAACCAUAUUCAUGUAACUGCAGGAGACAAACCACAUGCAUGUGAAGAAUGUGGGAAGACCUUCUACCGAUCCUCAUACCUUAUUAUACAUAGGAGAAUUCACACUGGAGAGAAACCUUAUGUUUGUAAGGAAUGUGGGAAGGCCUUCUCUCAAUCAAGGUACCUUACUUUGCAUAGGAAAUGUCAUAGUGGACAGAAACCUUAUCAGUGUCAGACAUGUUGGAAGGCCUUCACUCUGCGUUCAUGCCUUACCAUGCAUAUGAAAAUUCAUACUGGAGAGAAGCCUUGUAUCUGUAAGGAAUGUGGGAAGGCCUUUGUUUACUCCUCAGACCUUACCCGUCAUUUAAGAAUUCACACUGGAGAGAAACCUUACGUUUGUAAGGAAUGUGGGAAGGCCUUUUCUCAACCCGGGCAACUUAGCAAGCACAGGAAAAUUCAUAGUAAAGAGAAGCCUCAUAAAUGUCAGAAAUGUGGGAAGGCCUUCAUCGUACCCUCACUCCUUACUAGACAUAUUAAAAGUCAUAGUGGAGAGAGGCCUUAUCAGUGUCAUACAUGUGGAAAGGCCUUUACUCUACCCUCAAGCCUUACAACACAUAUGAAAAUUCACAGUGGAGAGAAACCUCAUCGUUGUCAGACAUGUGGGAAGGCCUUCUCUGUUCGCGCUUCCCUUACUGCACAUAUGAAAAUUCACGGUGGAGAGAAACCUCAUCAGUGUCAGACAUGUGGGAAGGCCUUCAUUCUGCGCUCUUACCUUACUAUGCAUAUGAGAGUUCAUACGGGAGAGAAACCAUAUAUAUGUCAGGAGUGUGGGAAGGCCUUUACUACAUCCUCAAAACUUGCUAAACAUAGGAGAAUUCACACUGGAAAAAAACCAUAUAUAUGUAAGGAAUGUGGGAAGUCCUUUAUUUAUUCCUCAGAUCUUACUAUUCAUAUAAGAAUUCACACUGGAGAGAAACCUUAUGUUUGUAAGGAAUGUGGGAAGGCUUUUUCUCGAUCUGGGCCUCUUGGUAAGCACAGGAAAAUUCACAGUAAAGAGAAACCUCAUAAGUGUCAGAAAUGUGGGAAGGCCUUCAAUCUGCAUUCAGACCUUAUUAUGCAUAUGAAAAUUCAUGCUGAAGAAAAGCCUUUUUAUAUAUGUAAGGAAUGUGGGAAGGCCUUCACUGAGCUCUCAGGCCUUACAGGGCACAUGAAAACGCACACGGUAGAGGACCCUUAUAUAUGUAAGGAAUGUGGGAAGGUUUCAUGUUCCCAUUAA